Cetraspora pellucida is the source of this 1173-nucleotide messenger RNA. The record is from the annotation of a GenBank genome assembly. Lineage: Eukaryota; Fungi; Glomeromycota; Glomeromycetes; Diversisporales; Gigasporaceae.
AUGUCAUUAGAACAACCCUCUACCUUUGGCCUUGCACCACUGAGAUUACCUUUCGAAGAUGAUGGAGGUAAUAUAUGCAAAUUAUGCAAACAAGAAUUUGGUAACCAGACCGCAAUAUCAACCAUUAAUCGGCACUUUCAAAAUUUUCACCUUGCAGAGUUUACUAAAAUCAGUCAACAUAAAUCUCGACGACUUGACCCUUAUGGCCCAAAUAACAAAUAUAAAGUGGACAUUUUAAACAAUAAACUUUUAAAAUGGGUGGUUGUCAAUCAACAAUCAUUUUUAUUAGCAAAAAAUGCAGAAUUUAAUAAUUUUUUAAAGAAACUUGAUCCCUGUUAUAGGCUCCCAUGUCAGCAGACACUCUCGACUUGGGUUGGCCAAGAUUAUAUUAAAAAUAAAAAUAAAAUCAAAUUUUUUUUAAAUACAAUUCAAUCAAAAAUCUCAAUUACAAUAGAUGGGUGGACCUCUUGUACCCAACAACCCUACAUCACUGUAACUGCACAUUGGGUAAAUUCUGAUUGGAAAAUGAAUCGUAUCUUACUCGACCUUAUCCCAUUUAAUGAAAUCCACACUGCAAUCAACCAAUCCGAUACAAUCAUUGAAAUUUUAAAGAAAAUGGAUUUCGGCCAAAAGCUUUUAGGAAUCAUGAUUGACAAUGCUGCCAACAGGAUUGCAAUGGGGCGUAUUCUAAAAGAAAAAAUUAGCAAUGAAUUUGCAAGCAAUCAAACUCUAAAACCAAGCUAUCCCAAUGAUCAAGAAUGGAAUAUUAUUGUUGUUAUUCUUGAACCCAUAUAUCAUGCAACUGUAAUGCUAUCUUCGUCAACACUUCUUACUCAAGGUGACCAUCGUAUAGUAUUUUGUAGCCUAAUUAUGCAUUUAAAUAAUAAUGAAAACCCAAAGGUUAAUACACAGCAUGUCGUAGUCAGUGCAAUGAAAACAAAGUUUGCAUCAUAUUGUGUUCACUUGAAUAAGUCGUCAACAAUUUUGGGCCUUCUUGAUCCGCAUAAUAAGCUCUCAACCUAUGUAGUAAAUGAACGUGAACAAGCUAUUAAUAUGCUCUACAAAGUGUAUGAAAAUUAUAAACCAGCUGAAGAAAAUAAAUUACCAUCACAACUUGCUACUAAAUCAAUGCGUGAAAUUUUAAGUGAAGGGGUAAGUGAAGCAGGUGAAGAG